Messenger RNA from Geodia barretti, 3237 nucleotides. NCBI's taxonomy places the organism in Eukaryota, Metazoa, Porifera, Demospongiae, Tetractinellida, Geodiidae. The record is from the annotation of a GenBank genome assembly.
UUCACCACGACGACUACCCUUGCCUACUGUAUCGCACGGCCCGUCCAGCAGCCGACAAUACCCUGGAUCUAACUCCGUCUGUGGCCGGCCUAGAUAGCAAGCUAAAAAGCUAACAAGCAACCAGGUAAGAACCCUUACUGUUGCAUUGUGUCUCUCUAUCUCUACAUGAGUACCUGGUACUGAGAGCCGGGUGGUCGAGGUAGCACAGCGACCCAGUGUCCAGUGAGCUUUUAGCCUUUUCUGGGAUUUGCGGUUUGAUCGGCUGCCUACCGCAAACGCUAGUGUCUUGUUGUGUACACGCUGUAGCCACCAAUAUCUCCCGCACACUUUGCCACAGAGCGGCACCUCUAAACCACUGCUGCAUCAUUCGCCAUCAGUGUAGUGCAGAACAGUAGCUUUUUAGUACAGUGCGUCUAACAAUGUCAUUUCCCCCCACCUUCCCCCUCUCUAUCUCCCACGGCUCUCCGCCGCCUCCACCUCCCGCCGCCAUCUACCACCAAAACUACAGUCUACCCCAACAACCUCGUCCGCAACAGCUACAAAACAUGGCGUCUCCUCCGAGCGAAAACGGCGCGGCAACCCCGUCUUCUGCAGCGCCCGGCUCCAAACUUUUCCGCGGGGAGCGGACCUUUGCCGAGGUUUUAGCCGAGCACCCGGGCGAGCUUGUCCGGACCAGCUCACCCAACUUCGUUUGCACCAUUCUCCCUUCCCACUGGCGCUGCAACAAGACGCUGCCCGUCCCGUUCAAGGUCCUCUCGCUCAGCGACGUCGAGGACGGCAUCAAGGUGAUGCUGACUGCGGGAAACGACGAAAACAGCGCCGCAGAGCUCCGUAACGCCUCGGCCACCUUCAAGAACCAGGUGGCCCGUUUCAACGAUCUCAGAUUCGUCGGUCGCUCCGGCAGAGGGAAGUUGUUGUCGGUGGUGAUACUAGUGGCGACUGAGCCAGCCCAGUACGCAGCGUACACACACGCCAUCAAAGUGACAGUGGACGGCCCCAGGGAACCAAGGCGUAACAGACAACGAGUGGAUGAUUGCAGAGACCACCCGUACCUGAGGCCCAACCCAUUCCUCGGCACCGGAAUGAAUGGACUUCGACUGGCACCCAGUGGGAUGGAGCCUGUCGGAGCCGGGGCGGCCGAUCCGCGGAUGGGACUCAACACGCCUCCAGAAAUGUGCCCAGGAUCAUUCCCAGAUGUAUCUCUCCCAACAUGGGCACCAAACUCUCCCUGCAUACCUACAAGUCUCUGCAUCUACAGUGGAGCCCUCGGUAACGAGAUCCCAGAAAUGAGGACGCCUCUAAUACGGACACCUUUUAUUCCAACCCUGCGAUCUCCCUCUGUGUGGCAGUACCCUGCAAUCAUCACUCCAACCAUCACCACCUCCCACGUGGAGACCACGAGGUGCAAUUCUGUCACUCAGAACAGUGACUCCAUGAGUAACGCACAACAACAACAACAACAAGCCCAACAACAACAUAUGAACCAACAGAACUCUCUCAACGACAUGACAAAAUUCGUGUUCCCCGCGCACGGGAUCCCAAUCUCCCCCGGAAUAUUCGGCACCCAGUUUUUCGGCACCACCCCCUCGAGCGGGAUAACCCCGAUUACUCCGCUUACUCCAACCGUCCUGGCCCCCGCGACCUCUUGCGGGCUGGGGUUCACCACAGACUUCCGCCACAUUCCGGCAAGCCAAUUCUUCUCUCCGCUGAGUCUAGCUCCGCCCACCAUGAUCCAGGGUUCGCUCCCAAAAACGCCGACCCUCCCUCCUCCCUCUCCCCACGCCCUCGUCGGGAUAAGCCACCAAGGGAUGCCGACAUCGGCAACGCUCGUCAAUUCCCCGUUCGGUAAGGGCAGUUUCAUGGAAGAGUUCACGAAGAUCGGGAGUAUAUCGCCGUUCAUCGUGUCUCCUGGGCCGGGGAUUUCGCCAAAGAAGGCAAACGGGACGACGGUGUUUUUUCCAACCGUUCCAAACGGAGACGCGAAGCUCACGACCGUGAUAAACGGAAUAACGUUCACAACGCAGGCGGCAGACCCGAGCGGACAGCAUCACCACCCCAUCGUUAAGAUGGAGACACCGCUAGAACCAAACGCAUGCUGCGUGGGGGACGAGAAACAAUGAUGGCUGCUGCCUGCCUGCCUCUCCCCUCCUGCCUGCCACUGCCAGCAAUAACCACUUUUUAGGAUUUUCUCAAGUGCACUCCAACCAGAUUUGACACAGGGAUCUCUAGUCGCCUCUCUUCACUUCUUUUUUCAGUCUGUCGAAACCACAACCCAAAAACUCUGAGAGUUUCAGGUCUCUCUCUCUCUCCAUACCCCCAUUCUUCCGUUCCAAUACCCCUGUUCUCUCUCAAUGUAAAGUUCCUCACCCAUUAUGGAUCACGGUCCGAAACACUUAUCAUGAAACCUCGCUCUCCCACCCUCCCACUGUAUAAAGUAUGGCACACUGUCAUUUCCUCCCUGCCUGUAUGUUGUAGUACCAUCUGACCAAUCACAACUUAUAAUAGACUUAAUAAUACACUGUCCAUCUUUCUACUACAAACUUCUCCAAUCACGUUUUCUUGUAGUCCACCACCCAUUUUUCAUCUGCCAUCCCUCACUUUACAUGUGUGUGUGUCUGUGUAUUGUACUGUUAGCUAGUCCCCCCCACUCAUGUGUCACCUUUCUCUUGGUCUUUUCUGGCACCAUGAGACCCUUUGACUGUACCACUGUCACUUUUUACUCUCUUCCCUCUCUCUGUCUUUCUUUUUGUCCCUGUCGUAUUGUAUGUUUGUUUUUACGUGCUCACUUUUACUAGCUUUUUCUCCCUUUUUUUGAUUAUCCUACUUAUUAUAAUGUGCAUUACCGACAAAAGCUGCACUUCAAAGGAUUAACUAGUGUAACUAAUAAUGUGUUAUUAUACACCGCCCGAUCCUAUGUGAUAGUGUACCAUCAAGAUCCGACGCUCUGCUCAUUUCAAUCUUUUUGAAAAUUGCUUAAACUGAGUUUUCACUUACAAUUAGAAGAGCUGCACCCAAAACUAAGACUAUCUCUCUAUCUUCAUGUGUUUCUAUGGCAUCUCUCCCAUUGCCCCUCAGCACUACCAUGUCUGUUUCGUGUAUUAGUCUGUUGUAAUAAUUAUCACUCGGUGCUGUCAGAUCUCUCUCUCCCUCACUUUGUUUUGUACAGCAUACAUUGUGUAUGUACAAUUUCUCCAGCAACAUUAAAAAUUGAACCAUCUCUCGUAACAAACAUGUGAA